Molecule: messenger RNA, 1367 nt
Organism: Hydra vulgaris (swiftwater hydra)
Lineage: Eukaryota; Metazoa; Cnidaria; Hydrozoa; Anthoathecata; Hydridae
Source: RefSeq, a predicted model, not a curated record
UUUUUCAAAGAUAUUUUUUACUUUCAGCUAAUUUGAAAAUGACAGAGCAUAAAUUUUGUGUUGCAAUUUGGGAAGAAGGACGAAGCAUUGUUAAAGACAUUGUUCCAUGUAGUUGGAUUGACAUUGAAAGUAAACUUGUUAGUUUUCCAAGAAAUCCUGUUACUUCAGUUCUAUCGAUGAUAAAGUUGUGCACUCAGCCUUCUAAAUCUUGGUUUUCUUUCCCACUAAUUAAGAUUAAGUGUUCUAAUGAUUCAUAUGAAGAUCUAGUUAGAGAGCUAAAACUUGGAAUACCAAGUACAGAUGAAGAAAAAAAGCCAUUUCGAUUUUUAAGACGUAAAAAGAAAGCCCAAAAUGUUGGUUUUGUUUAUAGUAGUGAUGAAAUGGAAGAGGAUGUUAUAACCAAGAAAAAGUACAGUAAUAAACAAAACAUGACAGCAUCUACAAUUGAGAAUACUUGUGUCGAUCAAUUAGUUAAAUACCCCAGUAUUGAACACUGCCAUAGUGAUAGAAUACAACCAAGAGGUAAUACUGUGAUCAAUAAUUGGGAAAUAUUGGACUUUACUGUUAUUCAAGACCAAGCUAAAAUGCUAACAUCUCUUCCUGUUACGUUUGUUCCGGAUCUAGAGCAAGAUAAAGUGCUAACAUCACUUCCUGUCACCAGUGGUGAUACAAUAGACACAAUCUGCGAGAAUGAUAUUGGUUACAGUGAACAAUACAUGGAAUCAAGUUUCCUUUGUUUAAUCACAGAAAAUGCAAAAUCACAACCAACAAUAUCUAAUAGAGAGGGGGAAAUGCGAUUAAAUAGUAAAAAUAGCGCAUACCCAUUGGAAGCGGCCAAGUUUAAACAAAAAUUGAUGUUGUCUUUGUCACAUAUCAGUCACCGAUUGGUUUUAUUAGAGAAAAAAUUCGGUCGAUUAGCUGAAGUUUUAACUAAAAACGCAGACAACGAUGGCAAUAGUUUAUUUAACCGAAUCAGCCACUCUAAAGAUCUUGUUCCUUUUGAAGCCAAAUUGAAAGCAGACGUUGAACUUCAACGGAAACUAAAAUUAUCGUUUGACGCUUUGGCUCUUUCAGCGGACAAUGAAAAAGAGCAUAUUGCAUCUAUCUUUGAUAUGUUAAUGACGAAUAAAGUCCAGGUUAAAGUCAAUCUUAUGUACGGCAAUAAUGUACCUGGAAAAAACUAUACCGACCAUGCAUUAACAGAGUUAGAAACUUUACUAAUGUGCAUGUUGAAGUCUUUGACACAAAAGUGGAAAUCAUGUUCAGAAGCAUACCUCAAAACGAAGAUGAGUGAGCGUUUAAAGCAAUCGCGUAAAAGAGUCGCAGCUGAACAGCGGUACCACAUAUCAUUUGAAGACAAACUUUAA